GCUAGUAACGCACCCGGAGUCCCAGAUGGCUUCCGUGACUGAUAGUAAAGCUGGAGUCAAAGAUGCUUCCGACCAGAAUUUUGACUACAUGUUCAAACUGCUCAUCAUCGGCAACAGCAGCGUUGGCAAAACUUCCUUCCUCUUCCGCUAUGCUGACGACACCUUUACCCCAGCCUUCGUCAGCACUGUGGGCAUUGACUUCAAGGUGAAGACAGUCUACCGCCAUGAAAAACGAGUGAAGCUGCAGAUCUGGGACACAGCUGGACAAGAGCGGUACCGGACCAUCACAACAGCCUAUUACCGUGGGGCCAUGGGCUUCAUUCUGAUGUACGACAUUACCAAUGAGGAUUCCUUCAAUGCUGUCCAAGAUUGGGCUACUCAGAUCAAGACCUACUCCUGGGACAAUGCACAGGUUAUCCUGGUUGGGAACAAGUGUGAUAUGGAGGAAGAGAGGGUUGUUCCCGCUGAGAAGGGCCGGCUCCUUGCAGAGCAUCUUGGGUUUGACUUCUUUGAAGCCAGCGCCAAGGAGAACAUCAGUGUGAGGCAGGCCUUCGAGCGGCUGGUAGAUGCCAUUUGUGACAAGAUGUCUGAUUCGCUGGAUACGGACCCCUCCAUGUUGGGCACCUCCAAGAACACCCGUCUCUCGGACACCCCACCGCUGCUGCAGCAGAACUGCUCGUGUUAGGCAAGGCCCACCCUCCUGAUCUCCCCUUCUUGUGACCCCAGACCCACUCUGCUUUCCCCAUUACACUCUGUCC
This is a messenger RNA of Odobenus rosmarus divergens (Pacific walrus), 758 nucleotides long. RefSeq names its product RAB3B, member RAS oncogene family (gene RAB3B). The transcript is spliced from 5 exons. Bases 26 to 685 code for a protein of 219 amino acids. Gene Ontology annotation, cellular component: endosome; plasma membrane; synaptic vesicle. Lineage: Eukaryota; Metazoa; Chordata; Mammalia; Carnivora; Odobenidae. Gene Ontology annotation, biological process: protein secretion; protein localization to plasma membrane; regulation of exocytosis. The record is from RefSeq and is a predicted model, not a curated record. Gene Ontology annotation, molecular function: GTP binding; GTPase activity.